AUGAUCGUAACCGUACAAGGAUGCUCUCAUGGUUCUCUGUCGGUCAUAUAUGACUCGAUAGCCGCAUACGAGUCGCACCAAUCUAAAAAGGUCGACCUCCUUCUUUUAUGCGGGGACUUUCAAGCCUUGCGCUCAGCGCAUGACUUCGCCUCGCUCGCCGUGCCUCCGAAAUACCACUCUCUGGGGACGUUCCACGAGUACUACUCUGGAAAGAGAAAGGCGCCGGUCCUCACGCUGGUCAUUGGCGGGAAUCACGAAGCGAGCAAUUACAUGUGGGAGCUGUAUCAUGGGGGAUGGCUGGCGGAGAAUAUCUACUACCUGGGAGCGGCAGGAUGUGUGAGGGUAGGAGGGAUGAGGAUCGUGGGUGCGAGCGGGAUCUACAAGGACCACGACUAUACCAAGGGUCAUUAUGAGACAGUCCCGUAUACCAGCUCAACGAUGCGGAGUAUAUACCAUAUACGGAACUACGACGUUGCAAAGCUCAUGCAACUAUCGCCAGAACCAAAUACAAUCUUCCUCUCACAUGACUGGCCAAUCACCAUCCCCAACUACGGCGACACCGCCUCCCUCCUCCGCCGCAAACCAUUCUUCAAGUCGGAAGUCCAGUCAAACACCCUCGGAUCGCCGCCGUUGUUACAGCUUCUGAAGCACAAUCAGCCCGAAUACUGGUUCUCGGCACAUCUGCACGUCAAGUUCGCGGCGGUAUUCGAGCAUGGCCAAGGCGCAGCUGUAGCAGCAAGCGGCACGGGAGGGGAUAGUGGGGCAGUAGGGAGUGCUCAAGCGGAGAUUGGCGAGGCGGCGGCAAAUCCCGACGAAAUCAUGAUUGACUCGGACGACGAUGAUGACCCAGCGCCAGCCGAGGCAGCUGCCAACCCGGACGAGAUCGCCAUCGACGAUGAUGAGGAGGACGCUGAGGACGAGCCACAUAUACAUCAGGCGACGGAGGUCAGUAAUGGAGUCACGGCGAAAGAGGCGGAAGCGGCGCUGGAGGUGGACGAGAGUGCAGAUCUAGUCGAGGCUGCUCGGCAGGCGGAUCCUGGUGCGGCGCAGGGUGUCAUCGGCCGGUCUACCGCGGAAGUCCCUGGAACACUGGCUGUCGAGCCUUCCUUAGACGGACCAGAUGCCGAGGCGGGGCCGAGCAGACCGAGAAGGACCAAGUUCCUCGCGCUGGACAAGUGCGGUCCUGGAAAAGAUUUCAUUCAGUUCCUCGAUAUCCCCUCAUCCACCCCGUCAGACCCCUCCGAGCCCCUCGAGCUCACAUACGAUCCCCAGUGGCUCGCCAUCACCCGCGUCUUCCACCCUUACCUAUCGCUCGAAGUCCGGCAAAAGGCUCUUCCGCUCCCGGAUCAUAUGGCUGAAUUGGUCAAAGCCGAGCUGGAGCGAAUAGAGAGGGAAGGCGUGUCGGUACCGCCGAUACCGUCAGCUACGCAGGAAGGAGAGGUAGGUGUCAGCGCGGAGUCACAAGCGGGAGCAUCGAUACGGAAGGGGUCCAUAGCCGUGGCAGCGGUACAGCAGUUCUGGCCUACUGCGCCUGCGCAAGGAGAACCGGGCGGAUCAGAAUCUGCAUGGUAUACCAAUCCCCAGACCGAAGCCUUCUGCGCCAUGCUCGGUAUACCCAACAAAAUCAAUCCUGCGCCAGCUACCGCAUCAUGA
Messenger RNA from Dioszegia hungarica, 1653 nucleotides. Its product is annotated as putative RNA lariat debranching enzyme. Gene Ontology annotation, cellular component: nucleus. NCBI's taxonomy places the organism in Eukaryota, Fungi, Basidiomycota, Tremellomycetes, Tremellales, Bulleribasidiaceae. Gene Ontology annotation, biological process: mRNA splicing, via spliceosome. The coding region runs from base 1 to 1653 and encodes 550 amino acids. The record is from RefSeq and is a predicted model, not a curated record. The transcript is spliced from 6 exons. Gene Ontology annotation, molecular function: RNA lariat debranching enzyme activity.